AUGCCUGGAGGACCUCUCUCCCUCACUCUGAGAGACAGCCUGGAGACUCCACCCACAACAACCUCCCCAGUCAGCAGUCAGGAGAUUCGCCACUCGCUCCAGGUCAAAACAUUACCACCUUGUGGUCAAGAACAUGUACUUCAUUGUCUGAGCUUAGGGAAGCAGAAGAUCAACACCAUCUGUCGUCUGGGAGAGGCCAAGCUCCGUCUUCUAGGGAAAGUGAUAGAGAAAGAUCUAGGUGAGGUUGUUCCAGGGGUGAAGGUGACACGCGGUGACUCAGCUCAGCUGGUGCUGGAGGGUUCAGCAAGUGAAGUCCGGACAGCCAGACAGUUGGUUACAGAUAAAAUCUCUCUGGUGCUGGAGCGUGUGGUGCCUGAGGUGUCCCUCCACCUCCUGUCCUUCCUGAGAGAGGAGUAUGGGAGGCCUGGGAACCUGAGCAGUCUGCUGGGGUUGGGACUCCAUGUGGAGGUAGAGCUGGGGGACACAGAGCUCCGUCUGUUCUCCCUCUCCUCUGGGGAACUGGACCAGGCUGAGAAAGAUCUACUGGGGGAGUUUGGGGAGGAGAAGAUUGACGUGCCCAAAGGUGCCCUCUCGGCUGAACUGAAGUCUAAGCUUGAGACGAAGGUGAAGGAGAUGAACCAGAGCAGAUGCAGGGUGGUAGCCAGGUUUGGUCCUGGGUGUAGAGUGCAGCUGCUGGGCCACCUGAAGCAGGUUCAGGAGCUGAGGGAGGAGAUUGGGGCCUUUCUGAGAGACCAGUCCAGUGUAAGAGUUGUGGGACGCCCUCAACAGAACCAUGAUGGCGCAGUCGGUGAAGCAGGCGCCGGACCAAGACCUAACGAGACGGUCGCAGCCACCAGCUAUCACCUCCAGGGGGGGCUGCAGGUAGUUGUUUGUCAGGGUGACAUCACCAAGGAACGGGCAGACGCACUGGUGAACGCAGCCAAUGAGAAUCUGGAUCACGCUGGGGGCGUGGCUGCAGCUCUGAGCCGGGCAGGGGGGCCUGAGGUACAGCAGUCCAGCAGGGAUCUGGUUAGGCAGAUAGGGAGAGUACCCACAGGUACAGUGGUAGAGACUACAGGAGGGAAUCUGCCUUGUAAGAUGCUGCUGCAUGCAGUGGGACCAGUAGGGGGCAGCGUAGGUGGGAAUGAGCGCCCUCUGCUGGAGAAGACAGUAAAGGCAGCCCUGGAUCUGGCAGAGACCCUGGAGCUCCAGACCCUGGCCAUGCCCUGCAUCAGCUCAGGGAUAUUCGGCAUUCCCCUGAAGGUGUGUUCUGAGGCCAUAGUCUCUGCAGUGAGGGACUUUGGGAGGGAACAGCACAUCCUUACCAAGGUCACUCUGAUUGAUGUGAGUGGAGAGGCAGUGAGAGCCAUGCAGGAGGCCUGUGAUAGGCUGUUACAGGGGAAGAGGGAGUUUCCUGGGUGGGAGGUAGAGUCCAGCACCACCACUACCACUACACAUGCUCCUCAGAGAGACACCACUGCUGCCUCCACCAGGGGACCAGCCGCUCCAGAGGUCUGUGUCCAGGUGGAGAUCAUCCAGGGAACCAUAGAGAAGCAGCAGGCUUUUCAGACUGCCCAGAAUGCUAUGCAUAUCAGAGGGUUCGAAUUGGGCGCUCGACCAGAGCAAGACAUCAGGAUUGUGCUGCUGGGGAAAACCGGAGGAGGUAAAAGCAGUGCUGGAAACACCAUCUUCGGACAAGAUGAUGUGUUCCUCUCAGACAGUUCCUCCAUCUCCGCAACACAAAUAUGUGAAGCUCAUACCAAGAACAUCAAAAGGAGAAACAUCACCCUGAUUGACACACCUGGAUUCUUUGACACUGACAUCCCGGAAGAGGAGCUGAAACCUAAAAUAGUCAAAUGUAUAACAGAGUGUGCUCCAGGACCACAUGCCUUUCUCAUCGUACUGAAAGUUGAACGGUACACAGUCCACGAGAAUGAAGCCGUAGCGAAAAUCGAGACGUACUUUUCACCAGAGGCCUUGAAAUAUGCCACAGUCCUCUUCACUCAUGGUGACCAGCUCAAUGGUUUGACCAUUGAGAAGUUUGUCCAACAGAAUGAUGAACUGAACAAGCUUGUUGAGAAAUGUGGAGGCCGCUGUCACGUGAUCGACAACAAAUACUGGAACACCAAUCAGCAGGGUCGGUACAGCAACCAGUACCAAGUAGCAGAGUUACUCAACACCAUAGAGAAGAUGGUGAGAGAUAACGGAGGAGGGUGCUACACCAACGAGAUGCUCCAAGAGGCAGAGAAAUUAAUACAAGCAGAGAUAGAGAGUCUUAGGAAGGAGUCAAAGGGAAAGAUGACACAGGAAGAGAUGAGAAAACAGGCUAAAGAAAUAGUGUGGAAGAAAAGCCUGAUCAAACUCUCAGGGAUAUCAACAGGUGUUGUGGUAGGAGCUUUUCUUGGGGUGGCACUGGUGACAGGGAUCCCACUCACACUCGCUACAAAACCACUGAUUCAUUUAGUCAAACGUCAGAUGGCAGCUUCAAUGAAAACAGUGCCAACAGUCAUGGCGAAUGCAGAAGGACCAGUCAUUGCAGGAGAGACAGUGGCGCUCAUUGGAGUGGGUUCAGGGAUAGGCAUAGGUGCAGGGGUAGUAGGCAUAGCUGCAGGAGUUGUUGCUGGGUCCGCUGCUACAGCAGGAGCAUUAAGAGGAGGGAUAGUAGGAGCUACUGCAGCAGAGGAGGCAGAGACAGUACAGGAGGCAGCAGAGAAAGCAGCCAGUGCUGUCUACCAUGAAGCUAAGGGUCUUUAUGACCAAGCAGGACACCUUUUGAAAGGCUACAGUAACAGAUCAGAUACAACUGGAUUCAUGCAUAAGAAUCAUACGUGGAAUAAUUGA
Molecule: messenger RNA, 2841 nt
Organism: Salvelinus namaycush (lake trout)
Lineage: Eukaryota; Metazoa; Chordata; Actinopteri; Salmoniformes; Salmonidae
Exons: 4
Coding region: 1-2841 (946 amino acids)
Molecular function (GO): GTP binding
Source: RefSeq, a predicted model, not a curated record